Molecule: messenger RNA, 2640 nt
Organism: Drosophila mojavensis
Lineage: Eukaryota; Metazoa; Arthropoda; Insecta; Diptera; Drosophilidae
Product: phosphoenolpyruvate carboxykinase [GTP]
Exons: 3
Coding region: 387-2306 (639 amino acids)
Biological process (GO): propionate catabolic process; cellular response to glucose stimulus; gluconeogenesis
Cellular component (GO): cytosol
Molecular function (GO): phosphoenolpyruvate carboxykinase (GTP) activity; manganese ion binding; GTP binding
Source: RefSeq, a predicted model, not a curated record
AGGCAGCAACAAGUGCCCCGGCAGCAGCAGCAGCAGUAGCAGUAGCAGCAGCAGCAACAGCAACAGCAACAGUUGUUGAAGCGCAACAAGUGCCACGCGUAGAGCGAGACCGAGAAAGGGAGAGAGAGAGAGAGUGAGAGAGCGAAGGGAGCUAAGAAAAAUUGCCAGAGCUAAAAGCCCGCCACGUCUCUUCAAUUAGCUCUGCUGCAGUUUUAUUUAAAUAUAAAUUCGCAUUAAGGCAUUCGCAAAUUGAUCAAAUUAAACAACGAAAUAAAUUCAUUAAACGCAAUUCAAUUGGCAGCCGCAACAGCUGAGCGAAAGAAAGCAAGGAAACGUGCAAAAAGUGAAAGGCGACAAGGAAUAAGGGAAAACCACAAUAAGUGAAAAUGCUGCUCAAAGGCGUACAACUGCUGCGCGGCGGAUUGGCCUCUCCGCCCAAGUGCUACAAUUUUCGGCUCGUCUGCCGUUCGCUGUCCGUGCAAUAUGGCGACGUGAAGACACUGACGCCCGCUGUCCGGGAGUAUGUGGACAAGUGCGUGAAUCUGUGCCAACCGGACCGAGUGCACAUCUGCGAUGGCACCGCCGCGGAGAGCAAGCUGCUCCAAGGAUUGAUGCUGAAGCAGGGCACAAUCCUGCCACUGCCCAAGUACACGAACUGCUGGCUGGCACGCACUAACCCAGCCGAUGUGGCUCGCGUGGAGUCCAAGACGUUCAUCAGCACGGAGCGCAAGGAGGAGACGGUGCCAGUUACGCCAAACGCCACGCCCGGAACCCUUGGCAAUUGGAUCUCCGAUGCGGAUCUGAAGGCGGCUAUUGCCGAGCGUUUCCCGGGCAGCAUGAAAGGUCGCACCAUGUACGUCAUACCCUUUAGCAUGGGUCCCGUGGGCUCGCCUCUCUCCAAAAUAGGCAUUGAGAUCACUGACUCUCCCUACGUGGUAGAGUCUAUGAAGAUUAUGACGCGUGCAGGCACUCCAGUGCUGGACGUGCUGCAGCAGGGCGACGGCCAGUUCGUCAAGUGCCUUCACUCAGUUGGCACUCCAGCCAGUGGCGUGCAGGCCCAGGCCUCGUGGCCAUGUGACCCAGAGCGCACCAUCAUCCUCCAUAAGCCAGCCGAGAACGAGAUCGUUUCCUAUGGCUCCGGCUAUGGAGGCAACUCGUUGCUGGGCAAGAAGUGCUUUGCUCUGCGCAUCGGCAGCACCAUUGCCAAGCGGGAGGGCUGGCUGGCCGAGCACAUGCUGAUCCUGGGCAUCACCGAUCCCAAGGGCGUCAAGAAGUACAUCACUGCCGCGUUCCCCUCGGCUUGCGGAAAGACCAAUCUGGCCAUGUUGAACCCCUCGCUAGCCAACUACAAGGUGGAGUGCGUGGGCGAUGACAUCGCCUGGAUGAAGUUCGACUCGCAGGGUCUGCUGCGUGCCAUAAAUCCCGAGAACGGCUUCUUCGGCGUUGCCCCUGGCACAUCGAAGGAGACGAAUCCCAUUGCCAUGAGCACGGUCUUUAAGAACACCAUCUUCACCAACGUGGCCUCCACCUCAGAUGGCGGCGUCUACUGGGAGGGCAUGGAGAGCAGCCUGGCACCCAAUGUGCAGAUCACCGAUUGGCUGGGCAACCCCUGGACCAAGGAGUCGGGCAAGCCAGCCGCUCAUCCCAACUCUCGCUUCUGCACACCAGCAGCCCAGUGCCCCAUCAUCGACAGCGCCUGGGAGGAUCCAGCUGGCGUGCCCAUCUCUGCGAUGCUCUUCGGCGGUCGUCGCCCAGCUGGCGUGCCCCUAAUCUACGAGGCUCGCGACUGGACCCACGGUGUCUUCAUUGGCGCCGCUAUGCGCAGCGAGGCAACUGCUGCGGCCGAGCACAAGGGCAAGGUGAUCAUGCACGAUCCCUUCGCGAUGCGUCCCUUCUUUGGCUACAACUUCGGCGACUAUGUGGCCCACUGGCUGAGCAUGGAGAAGCGUGGCAAGGUGCCCAAGAUCUUCCAUGUCAACUGGUUCCGCAAGAGCGAUCAGGGCAAAUUCAUGUGGCCCGGAUACGGCGAGAACUCCCGUGUGCUCGAGUGGGUUCUGCGCCGUGUGAAUGGUGAAUCCUGCUAUGUCGACUCUGCCAUUGGCCACAUACCCGCUGAGGGUGAGCUCAACUUGGCCGGCAUGAAGGAGCAGGUCGAUGUGAAGCAACUGUUCUCGCUGCCCAAAGACUUCUGGACUCAGGAGGUGGAGGACAUCCGCAACUACUUCGAGUCGCAGGUGGGCGCCGAUUUGCCCGCUAGCAUCUACGCCGAGCUGGACAAGCUGAAAGCCCGUAUUGCCGAGCUGUAAGAGAACUCCAGGAGGCGACAGAAUUUAUCACAAACACACAUCUUUACCCGCCUUGCACCACCUAUAAGCCUAAGCAACCCUGUACUCCAGUACCAAAAAACGCAUAUAACCUAUAAUCCCGCCCGCGCACACAACCAUAUAUACUCUAUAUAACUAACGAAGACUAUACUAACGAUACAACUUUUUCACUUAGUCGUUUCUCUAGAAUUUAAGCCGCAGACUUCCAAAACUAUUUAUUCUAUAAGUGUUUAUAUUUAAGCCUAAACUUAAGAUCUGUAUAAAGAAACCAACAAAAAAGGAAAAAAAAAAAAAAAUCCAGCAAAAAAAUGAAAGU